This is a messenger RNA of Pteropus alecto (black flying fox), 2790 nucleotides long. It is a transcript of the gene CHRM3, whose product is annotated as cholinergic receptor muscarinic 3. Gene Ontology annotation, cellular component: synapse; dendrite; plasma membrane. Gene Ontology annotation, biological process: positive regulation of smooth muscle contraction; adenylate cyclase-inhibiting G protein-coupled acetylcholine receptor signaling pathway; saliva secretion. The transcript is spliced from 4 exons. Gene Ontology annotation, molecular function: G protein-coupled serotonin receptor activity; G protein-coupled acetylcholine receptor activity. NCBI's taxonomy places the organism in Eukaryota, Metazoa, Chordata, Mammalia, Chiroptera, Pteropodidae. The record is from RefSeq and is a predicted model, not a curated record. The coding region runs from base 397 to 2169 and encodes 590 amino acids.
GCGCGCGUUCCUAGGACGCUCGCUCCCUGAACGCCGAGCCAGAGGCGACGAGGGACCUGGGGCCCGGCGUCUCGGGGGCAUUCGAGGCGGGACGAAGGCGUGGGACGGCACCUGGAGCGCAGCGCCUAGGUGAGGACGCGCCGCACCGUCGGCCCUGGUCUGCUGCCUCAUUGCGCCGCGGAAGGAGGAAAAAGUUUUCGGCGCUGAUCUGAUCGGCGAUGGCACAGAUUUUGGUGACGAGUUGCCCAGUGGACUGUGGAUUAGCGGCACUGUACCCGUUCCCGUCGUGAAGCCCACUGCGGAAACUCUGCUCUACACCGUGUUCUGAUCAGAGGCCAAAUAAAUGACACUCAGAACUUCCGCUGACAUACUAUAAGACUAUGUCAGAGAGUCACAAUGACCUUGCACAACAACGACACACGCUCGCCUUUCUUCCUGAACAUCAGCUCUUCCUGGACGCGUGGCUCCUCAGAUACAGGGCCGCCCCCAGGAAUCAUCACUCAUUUUGGCAGCUACAACAUUUCUCAAACAGCUGGGGAUUUCUCUUCUCCAAACGACACCACCAGUGAUCCUCUGGGAGGUCAUACCCUCUGGCAAGUGGUCUUUAUUGCGUUCUUAACCGGCAUCCUGGCUCUGGUGACCAUCAUCGGCAACGUCCUAGUGAUAGUGGCAUUUAAGGUCAACAAGCAACUGAAGACAGUCAAUAACUACUUCCUCCUAAGCCUGGCCUGUGCAGAUCUGAUUAUUGGGGUCAUUUCAAUGAAUCUGUUUACUACUUACAUUAUCAUGAACCGAUGGGCUUUAGGAAACUUGGCCUGUGACCUCUGGCUUUCCAUUGACUAUGUGGCUAGCAAUGCCUCAGUCAUGAAUCUUCUGGUAAUUAGCUUUGACAGGUACUUUUCCAUCACAAGGCCACUCACGUACCGGGCCAAACGAACAACAAAAAGAGCUGGUGUGAUGAUAGGCCUGGCUUGGGUCAUCUCCUUUGUCCUUUGGGCUCCUGCCAUCUUGUUCUGGCAAUACUUUGUUGGGAAGAGAACUGUGCCCCAAGGGGAGUGUUUCAUCCAGUUCCUCAGCGAGCCCACCAUCACCUUUGGCACGGCCAUUGCUGCCUUUUAUAUGCCUGUCACCAUUAUGACUAUUUUAUACUGGAGGAUCUAUAAGGAAACUGAGAAACGUACCAAAGAGCUUGCUGGGCUGCAAGCCUCUGGGACAGAAGCAGAGGCAGAAAACUUUGUCCACCCCACAGGCAGUUCUCGAAGCUGCAGCAGCUAUGAGCUUCAACAGCAAAGCUUGAAACGCUCUACCAGGAGGAAGUAUGGCCGCUGCCACUUCUGGUUCACAGCAAGGAACUGGAAGCCCAGUACUGAGCAGGUGGACCAAGACCAAAGCAGCAGUGACAGCUGGAAUAACAACGAUGCUGCCGCGUCCCUGGAAAACUCUGCAUCCUCUGACGAGGAGGACAUAGGCUCAGAGACAAGAGCUAUCUACUCCAUUGUGCUCAAGCUUCCAGGUCACAGCACCAUCCUCAACUCCACCAAGUUACCCUCGUCAGACAACCUGCAGGUCCCCAACGAGGAGCUGGGGACAAUGGCCUUAGAGAGGAAAGCCAGUAAGCUGCAGGCCCAGGAGAGCAUGGAUGAUGGUGGCAGUUUUCAAAAAAGCUUCUCCAAGCUUCCCAUCCAGUUAGAGUCAGCAGUGGACACAGCCAAAGCCUCUGAUGUCACCUCCUCAGUGGGUAAGACCAUGGCCACUCUACCUCUGUCCUUCAAGGAAGCCACUCUGGCCAAAAGGUUUGCUCUGAAGACCAGAAGUCAGAUCACUAAGCGGAAGCGGAUGUCACUCAUCAAGGAGAAGAAGGCAGCCCAGACCCUCAGUGCCAUCCUGCUCGCCUUCAUCAUCACCUGGACCCCCUACAACAUCAUGGUCCUGGUGAACACCUUCUGUGACAGCUGUAUACCCAAAACCUAUUGGAAUCUGGGCUACUGGCUGUGCUACAUCAACAGCACCGUGAACCCCGUGUGCUAUGCCCUGUGCAACAAAACAUUCAGAACCACUUUCAAGAUGCUGCUACUGUGCCAGUGUGACAAAAGGAAGAGACGCAAGCAGCAGUACCAGCAAAGACAGUCAGUGAUUUUUCACAAGCGUGUGCCGGAGCAGGCCUUGUAGAAUGAGGUUUUGUCAACAGCAAUGACCAAAUGCACACAUCAACCCACAAACCUUAGGAGGGGGAUAAGGCAAGGGUAGAGUGAUUUCUGGUGAUGAUAAAAAAUGUUUUUUAUCACCCAGAUGUGAAAGAAGCUGCCUGUUUACUGACCCAUUGGAUAAACCCAUUUUAAUACAAAAAGUCAAAUGCCAAUUCAGCACAAAAAAAGCAUGUUACUGAAUAUAAGGAAAUUUAUUCUGAAGUACACUUUAAGUGUUUUUUUCUUAAAGAGGAAAAAGAGUUGUUUCAUAGCAAUUAUACACCCAAAUUGAUCUGCUUGGUUCUUUUCGUUCCCAUUAGUUCUGGAAUCUUAGCUAAGCUAAACUAGCUGGCCCAGUUGCCACGUUCUUUACAAGAACCCCGAAAGUGUUGAUACAGAUCCCUCGUGGAGCACGUCAGACUAGUGCAUCCAGGGUUCUAAAUCUACUUCAUAUAUUGCUAAGCGGGAUCUUCUUGUCCAAGUAGGGCUUUUUGUCUUCUCUUUGGUGUAUCGCUAAACUCUAUUUGUGGACUUGAUUAUUGAUUCCUGCAAAGUACUGUUUCAUGCAGUUCAAGUUUCUUACAAAUAAAAAUAUAUAAGUGUG